Molecule: messenger RNA, 1113 nt
Organism: Lathyrus oleraceus (garden pea)
Lineage: Eukaryota; Viridiplantae; Streptophyta; Magnoliopsida; Fabales; Fabaceae
Product: glucan endo-1,3-beta-glucosidase
Exons: 2
Coding region: 1-1113 (370 amino acids)
Biological process (GO): carbohydrate metabolic process
Molecular function (GO): hydrolase activity, hydrolyzing O-glycosyl compounds
Source: RefSeq, a predicted model, not a curated record
AUGGUUUUCUUCAUGGUGUUUCUUAUGCUUAUUGGGUUAGAAACAACCGCAGCAACAGCAUCGUGGCCGCCGUUGGGAGUGUGUUCCGGACGAUGCGCAGACAAUUUGCCUCCUGCUGAUGAAGUAGUAAAUCUCUACAAAACAAAUGGAAUUGGAAGAAUGAGAAUAUAUGAUCCUGAUCAAGCAAUUUUGCAAGCCCUAAGAGGCUCCAACAUAGAGCUUGUUAUUGGCGUCCGUAACGAAGAGAUUCAGUCGAUCGCGAAUAGUGUUUCUUCCGCGGCCGAUUGGGUUCAAAACAAUAUACUGAAAUAUUCUAAAGAUGUUAAGUUUAGAUACAUUGUUGUUGGGAAUGAAGUAGAUCCGAAUAUCGACGAGGCCUCAAAAUUCGUCCUCCUCGCAAUGCAGAACAUUUAUGCAACUCUCACAUCUUCCAAUCUACAAAACCAAAUCAAAGUUUCAACAGCUAUAGAAUUGAACUUGUUGGGAAUGUCCUAUCCUCCAUCUUUAGGAUCAUUCGGUCCUUCUUCGAUUCCGUUUAUAACUCCCAUAGUUAAAUUUCUUGUGGAUACAAAAGCACCACUUCUUGCAAAUGUAUACACUUAUUUCAGCUACAUAAGUGACUCAACUGAUAUUGAUUUACCCUUUGCUUUAUUCACUUCGCAAAGUCUUAAGAUAAGAGAUGGAAGUUUUGAGUACCAAAACCUAUUUGAUGCAACAUUAGGAGCAAUUUAUGUAGCACUUGGGAAAGUUGGUGGUGCAAAUUUGGAAAUAGUGAUAUCAGAAAGUGGAUGGCCUUCAGAUGGUGGUGUUGCUGCAACAGUUGAGAAUGCAGAAACUUACUAUGAGAAUUUGCUUAAGCAUGUGGCUAAAGGGACUCCUGCUAGACCUAAUCAACCAAUAGAGACUUAUCUGUUUUCCAUGUUUGAUGAAAAUAAUAAAGGACCUAGUGAAAUUGAAAGACACUUUGGUUUGUUUAGUCCUAAUAAGCAGAUCAAAUAUCAAAUUAGUCAAUUACUUAAGUCAUCUACUUCUGGAAGUUCAUCUUCUUAUAUGUGGAGAGAAGGAGUAAUGCUAUCCUUUUGUUUCUCUUUACUAUUUCUUAACUAUAUUUAG